AUGGGUUUGAGAAAGACGAGAGAUCAAGCCCCGAGGUUGGUGUUUGCUGGCAUAGUCGCCGCUUUCCUUGUCGGUGCUUCCUAUAGAUGGUUCAAUCGAGGAUCCUCGUCGUUAACCCAAGAUGGGAACUCAGGGAAAAACCAAUCAAUAUGUCUGAUCUUAUCUGAAGGUCUGUGGAGCAAGGGAGUAGAUUGGAACAGGCUUUCGGAGAGGGAUGCUGUGGUCAUUUUGACACCCGACUUUAAAGAAGCGCCCGCGCAGGAUCUGUUCCCGAAGCAUAGAGUUAUACGCUGUAGCACUCAUGAAGGAGUGUGGUACGUAGUGAGACAUUUACGAAAAGAUGUGGUUAUCGUGGAAAAGCAACAGAUCGAGCAAAUUCCCAGUGAUAUCUAUAAAUUCUCAAGGCCAAUCGAAAACCUUCCAUGGGACCAGAGCGCGAGCUCUUGA
Lachancea dasiensis is the source of this 447-nucleotide messenger RNA. The record is from the annotation of a GenBank genome assembly. Lineage: Eukaryota; Fungi; Ascomycota; Saccharomycetes; Saccharomycetales; Saccharomycetaceae.